Molecule: messenger RNA, 1653 nt
Organism: Hirundo rustica (Barn swallow)
Lineage: Eukaryota; Metazoa; Chordata; Aves; Passeriformes; Hirundinidae
Gene: SLC11A1
Product: solute carrier family 11 member 1
Exons: 14
Coding region: 179-1621 (480 amino acids)
Biological process (GO): metal ion transport
Cellular component (GO): plasma membrane
Molecular function (GO): iron ion transmembrane transporter activity; manganese ion transmembrane transporter activity; cadmium ion transmembrane transporter activity
Source: RefSeq, a predicted model, not a curated record
CGGGUCCCUGAACAGGGUCCAAGAGCAGAGUUACAGCACUGGCAGGAGCCCCACGCCCCCGCAGCGCCCUGGCACUCAGGACCAGGCCUACCUGGAUGAGCUCAUCAGGAUCCCCAAGGGCAGUGGGCCUGGGUUCAGCUUUAGGAAACUCUGGGCUUUCACCGGUCCCGGCUUCCUCAUGAGCAUCGCCUACUUGGACCCAGGCAACGUGGAGUCAGACCUGCAAUGCGGGGCACUGGCGGGAUUCAAGCUGCUGUGGGUGCUGCUGUGGGCCACCAUCCUGGGGCUGCUGUGCCAGCGCCUGGCCAUCCGUCUAGGCGUGGUGACGGGGAAGGACCUGGGCGAGAUUUGCUACCUCUACUACCCGAAGGUGCCCCGCGUGCUGCUCUGGCUCAUGAUUGAGAUUGCCAUCAUCGGCUCCGACAUGCAGGAGGUGAUCGGGACCGCUAUUGCUUUCAGCCUGCUCUCAGCUGGCCGCAUCCCCCUCUGGGGUGGGGUCCUUAUCACCAUCGUGGACACCCUCUUCUUCCUCUUCCUUGAUAAGUACGGGCUCCGCAAACUGGAGGCUUUCUUCGGCCUCCUCAUCACCAUCAUGGCCCUGACCUUUGGCUAUGAGUAUGUGGUGGUGAGGCCGAGGCAGGUGGAGGUGCUGAAGGGCAUUUUCCUGCCCAGCUGCCCGGGCUGCGGGCGAAAGGAGCUGCUGCAGGCCAUGGGCAUCAUUGGCGCCAUCAUUAUGCCCCAUAACAUCUUCCUCCACUCCUCCUUGGUCAAGACACGGGUGAUCGACCGGUCCAAGAAGGAGGCAGUGCGGGAGGCCAAUAUGUAUUUCCUGACCGAGUCCUGCCUGGCCCUCUUUGUCUCCUUCCUCAUCAACCUCUUUGUCAUGGCUGUCUUCGGCGAGGCUUUCUACCACCAGCGAAAUGAGGACGUGCACAACAAGUGCGUCAACAGCAGCAUCAGCCACUACGCCGGCAUCUUCCCCACCAACAACAAGACAGUGUCCGUGGAUAUCUACCAGGGGGGCGUCAUCCUGGGCUGCUAUUUCGGGGCAGCGGCGUUGUACAUCUGGGGCAUCGGGAUCCUGGCAGCCGGGCAGAGCUCCACAAUGACUGGGACUUAUGCAGGGCAGUUCGUCAUGGAGGGCUUCUUGCAGCUCCGCUGGUCCCGCUUCACCCGGGUGCUCUUCACCCGCUCCUUUGCCAUCCUGCCCACUGUCUUCGUGGCCGCUUUCAAGGAUGUCAGCCACCUCACAGGCAUGAACGACCUGCUCAACGUCCUGCAGAGCAUCCUGCUGCCUUUUGCCGUCCUGCCUGUCCUCACCUUCACCAGCCUGCACCCGCUCAUGCAGGAUUUCAGCAACAGCCUCCCAGGGAAGGUGCUGAUGACCUUCAUCACGGGGCUGGUCUGCGCCAUCAACGUUUACUUCGUGGUGGACUUUCUACCAACAUUGCACGGCCUGGAGUACCACAUUCCCCUGGGCCUGCUACUGGCUGCCUACUUGGCUUUCGUCGCCUACCUGAUCUGGACGUGCAGCAUCGCCCACGGAGCCCGGUUCCUGGCCCGGGGCCAUCACAGCCGGUUCAAUUUUGGUCUCGCCCUCGACCCGACAGGGAAACGGUGACGAAUCCCACCCAUCCCUGCUUACUAUCCCCA